Molecule: messenger RNA, 2662 nt
Organism: Esox lucius (northern pike)
Lineage: Eukaryota; Metazoa; Chordata; Actinopteri; Esociformes; Esocidae
Gene: dachd
Product: dachshund d
Exons: 13
Coding region: 249-2273 (674 amino acids)
Source: RefSeq, a predicted model, not a curated record
CGUACCAGAGCCGCACUUUUCAGUUCAUUCUCCUCCUGUCAUUCCUCCUACUAUCUUUGAUCGUUGUCCCGCCGGGCACAGCCUAAACCCUCACUCACCACGUCUUUUCAGCAUCUUUUUCUCCUCCCAAACACGUCAGAGGAGCUGAACUCCCGUGGAUUCUUGCAUUUGGGGUUUCUCGACAGCCGCACUUUUUCUGCAGGAUUGGGUUUUAUACUUUGAACUUACUCUUCUUCCCCUAGGUGACCAUGGCCAUACCGGCUGCUUUAAUCCCGCCAAUCCCUCUGGUCCAGCCACCUUCAAUCUCCACUCCUUCAACAACCACAUCCCCGCCGUCGACAACUUCGUCCCCGUCUCCAUCUAUGGCCCCCUCCGGCCAGAACCUGUUUCGCUCCGAGCUCAUCGCCAACAGUAGCCCCGGCAUCCCGACCCCGACCGGGACUCUGCCAAGCAAGCCAGUUUACUCUACCCCGUCGCCUGUUGAAAACACCCCGCAGAACAACGAGUGUAAAAUGGUCGAGUUGCGGGGGGCAAAGGUGGCGUCUUUUACCGUAGAUGGUUGCGAACUCAUCUGCCUGCCCCAGGCUUUUGAUCUGUUUCUGAAGCACCUGGUUGGAGGACUGCACACCGUGUAUACCAAGCUGAAGAGACUGGAGAUCACGCCGGUGGUGUGCAAUGUGGAGCAGGUCCGCAUCCUGCGAGGGCUGGGGGCCAUCCAGCCGGGAGUCAACCGCUGCAAACUCAUCUCCAGAAAAGAUUUUGAGACUUUGUACAACGAUUGUACCAAUGCGAGCUCCAGACCUGGCAGACCACCUAAGAGGACACAAAGCGUGACAUCAUCAGAGAACCCACACAUCAUGCCUCACUCUGUACCCGGCCUCAUGUCCCCCGGAACGUUCCCAUCCUCAGGCCUGACAGCGGCGGCGGCGGCAGCUGCCAACGCAGCCAUCGCAGAGGCCAUGAAGGUGAAGAAGAUCAAACUGGAGGUGAUGAGCGGCUACCACGCCAAUGCCAACCAGCAUGGGGCAGACGGUGAGAACGGAGACCUUAGCUCCAGCGUGGGUUUGGAACUGCCCUUCAUGAUGAUGCCCCACCCCCUGAUCCCAGUCAGCUUGCCCCCAGCUUCUGUCACAAUGGCAAUGAGCCAGAUGAACCACCUCAGUACCAUUGCCAACAUGGCUGCUGCAGCACAGCAACAGAGCCUGCCUUCCAGAAUGGUCACAUCAGUCAUCAAGGACCAGGAUUGGGAAACACUGUUAUAUUCCAACAUGGCCGAGGUAGCACAACAACAGAACCUGUUCUGCAGAAAAGUCAACUCAGUUAUCAAGGAGCGUGUCCCAGAGAGUCCCUCCCCAGCCCCUUCUUUAGAGGAUGGCAGGAGGCCUGGCAGCCACCCGUCCUCUCACCGAAGCAGCAGUGUCUCCAGCUCGCCGGCCCACACAGAGAGCUCCUCAGACAGGAUACGUACGUCCCCCUAUUCCCUCCCCAUGCAACGAGUCAGACUGGCUAACUGCGUGUUCAGUUCCGCAACCAUACAUCAGAAUGGUCUGUCUAUGAACCAAAUGAACCAAGCUCUGCUGGGUCUUUCUCCAAGCAUUCUACCUGGGCCUAAGGAAGGAGACCUAGCCCACGACAUGACCCAUGAAGCCAAGAGGAUGCACAUUGACAAAGAAAUCGAGACUCAUCAGACCAGGCAACAUUCUUCCAGUCUUCAACUGUCCAAUUUUGAUGACAAUCCAAUGUGUACCCCGACAGCGAGAGACAGCUAUGAGCGGUUGUCGUUGGCGGGACAGGGUCUACCACCUGGCUUCCCCUCGCCAUUCCUGUUUCCAGACGGCCUGUCAUCUAUAGAGACACUCCUUACUAACAUACAGGGCCUGCUAAAGGUGGCGAUUGACAACGCACGGGCCCAGGAGAAGCAAGUGCAACUGGAGAAGACAGAGCUAAAGAUGGAGCUGUUUAGGGAAAGAGAGCUUCGGGAGACCCUGGAGAAACAGCUCGCUAUCGAACAGAAGAACAGAGCAAUAAUCCAGAAGCGUUUAAAGAAGGAGAAGAAGGCUAAGAGGAAACUUCAGGAGGUUCUGGAGUACGAGUCUAAGAGGAGGGAACAAGCUGAGCAGUCCCUCAAACAUCCCUCACCCUCAGAAAGCAUGCGCUCACUCAAUGACUCGCUGACCCCAGAGAUGGAGAGUGACCGCAGCACUGGAAGAACAGAUGCUGAGAGGACAAUACAAGAUGGGAGACUGUUCUUGAAAACCACAGUGAUGUAUUGAUAAGAAGAUGAUGAAGAAGGCUAAAGGAAAAUAAAUCCCAUGAAGACUCUGACGAGCCAUUAACGAGGCGGAUUUAGUAGCAGAAACAAAUCAUGCUGCAUUUAGCAGUUCAAUGGAAGUGUGUUUGUCCAAACGCUGGAGAAGGGUUGUGUCUGAAUGUAGAAUUAGAACUCUUUUUCUCACAGAUAUCAACAUUUCAUAGUCACUAAAUCAGGUUUUGAUGCAUUGAGGUUGGUUGUUUUCAAAGGAUAAAAAAAUGUGAGCACAGUAAAACGUUACCAAGGGUACACUGUAGGUAAUAUCUCAAAUAACUUCCCAGCACUGAAGAUUUUUUAUACUAUAUUUCAACCUGUGAGAAAGCUUUGAACAUGGUCAGACUCAGAGGUAUU